CCCUUCACCCAUUUUUCCCUCCACACCUCUAAACCCUUCUUCUUCUUCCUUCUACCUCUUCUUUUAAGGGUUUUCCAUGGAGUUCACGACGGAGCUGUCGUUGGCUCCGAGGAAUCAUUCGAGGAAGAGGAAGAUGAGUUUCGACGAUUGUGAUCGUGAUCGUGAUCCUGAUCAUGUCGUCGAUCUUCAGAUUCUUGAUCGAGAAGUGAUGAAGAACAACAGGCCUCUGCCUUUGGAUUGGGAGCAAUGCCUCGACCUUCAUUCAGGGACGAUGUACUACUUCAACAGGAAGACGUCGAGAAAGAGUUGGAACUGGCCAAAGGACACUUACCAUGAUGGCGAAAAUGAUCAAAACAGCGGAAGUCUCGACUUGGAGCUCAACAUCUCAUCAUCAUCAUCAUCAUCAUCAAACAAGUACUAUAACAACAAUAUUGUGAGUGAUCACCAUCACCACAUGAAGCUUCACCAUCACCAAAUUCCAGCUUCUUCACCAUCACCAUCAGAAGAAGGGAAUUUCAGUACUAGUGAUGACAAGGACAAUAACAACAUGGUGGCAUUGGCAUGUUUGAAUUGCCAUCUCCUUGUAAUACUCUCAAAGUCAUCUCCUUGUUGCCCCAAUUGCAAAUAUGUACACUCCCUCCCACCCACAAUAUUCCACCACAACUACCCACCUCAGCCCAAUGGGCACACCAAGGUCCAGUUCCCUCCCAAGCCCAUUAGCACCUUGAGCCUGCUCAACUAGAUCCAUGAUCAAGAUUAUAUAUAUAAGUAUUAACUAUGUGCAUCUUAAUAUAUAGGACUAUAUAUAUAUAUAUGAGUAUAUGUGUGAUAUUAAUUAGUAUAGAUAUGGUAUGGUAUGCCUCUUUUUGGGUCUUUUCACUUCUAUGUAAUGAGGGUAACCUCACCCCAAAGCUAUGAUGUGAAAAGAGUUAAUUAAGGAAUUAAGCAGCUAGUAAUUAUGUAUCUAAGCAAUGAAAAAGUCUU
This is a messenger RNA of Linum tenue, 984 nucleotides long. Lineage: Eukaryota; Viridiplantae; Streptophyta; Magnoliopsida; Malpighiales; Linaceae. The record is from the annotation of a GenBank genome assembly.